This is a messenger RNA of Hevea brasiliensis (rubber tree), 1222 nucleotides long. RefSeq names its product protein SMALL AUXIN UP-REGULATED RNA 12-like. The record is from RefSeq and is a predicted model, not a curated record. NCBI's taxonomy places the organism in Eukaryota, Viridiplantae, Streptophyta, Magnoliopsida, Malpighiales, Euphorbiaceae. The transcript has a single exon. Gene Ontology annotation, biological process: response to auxin. The coding region runs from base 857 to 1222 and encodes 121 amino acids.
AACUGUUAUGAAAGGAAGUAGUAUAUCACAAGAUUUACAAAUUUUGAAUGUUGAGGCGAACUUGAUGUCUAACAAAGCUAAAUGGUGAAAAAGAAUCUAUAUAACUGACUCUAACUAGUUUGAAAUUAAAUCUUAAUUGUUGUUAUUGUAUUAUUAAGAAUAAAUCCAAAUCAAUAGAACUCUCAAAACAUCCAACCUAUGUGUUGGAAUAAGGAGAGAAAGGAAACAAUAGAGGCUAACAAUUGAAUUCUAAGUGUAAAAAAGAUGGAGAGAAAAUAAGAUGUGAGUGAAAAGGGAAGUAAAUUUGAUUUACCAUCAAAUUUAAGAAAAUGACUUCACAUGGAGUGGUCUCCCAUGAUGUAAGAAUAUCCUUGUCAGUCAGUUGUCAAUGACUCAAUGAGAAUUGUUGUUACGGAGUCAUUACUCUCUCCUCAAAAGAUGCACUUAAUGGGGUGUGCAACACACCCCAGGAACCCCUCUUAUUUGACCGAUGUGGGAUGAGUGUAACAUUCUUCCCCACCCAAACUCGUGAUGCCCUCGUCAUGACUGGCUCACCCUGCCUACCUCGGUCUCGUUGAGAAGCUUGGCGUGAGGUCGGAUCAUUACGAGGUUAGCUCUAAUACCACUUGUUACAAGGUAAAAACCAUCUCCCCAAAAGAUGCACCUAAUGGGGUGUGCAGCACACCCACUUAUAUGCCCCAAGAACCCCUCUUAUUUGACCGAUGUGGGAUGAGCGUAACAUAAUGCCUGGGAACCCUAUAAUCUUUAUCUCUCGUCUCUCAUAAUGCCUUAUAAAUCAAGCUCAACCAAAACAAAAUCCCAUAAAAAAAACCCAACCAAAUAAAGAAGACAAUCCAUGGCUAAAUUUAGUAGCAGUCCUCGCGAAAAGAUCAGUGGCAUGAGAAAGCUCAAUGCCGUAGUUAAAAAGCUGCAAAAGAGUCUUCGCUUGGGGAAGAGAUCUAAUUCCUGCAAUAAUGAAUAUGUUCCUGAAGAUGUUGAAGAAGGACAUUUUGCAGUGAUAGCUAUGGGCAACGAGGAAAGCAGAAGAUUUGUUGUUCCAUUGCGUUUCUUGACUCACCCUGCAUUUGUGAUCCUCCUGGAACAAGCUGCUGAAGAAUUUGGUUUCAAUCCUGAGGGUGUUCUUGCAAUCCUCUGUCGUCCUUGUGAACUUGAGAGGAUACUGGCCGAGGAAUGCAGGUACUCAAGAGGAUGGGCUAUCUAG